ACUUAUUUUAAUCUUGAUAGAAUAGUCAUAGCACCAAAGACUACUAAACGUCUCUAGAAAGAGCUUUCAGAUGACUGCUAGCAAUAAAGUGAUAUUGCCUCCAUAAACAACUCUAGUUUUCAUCUGUCUCAGCGACAACGCAGAAAGGUCAAUAAUCUCCUAACAGCAGUAAAAAUAUCAAGGAAUUUAUUUUCUAAUUCAAUUUAAUAUUCACUGCUUCUUGAUACAGAAUUGUAGGUCACGCGUGACGCCAAGAACAAGUUGAUCACGACCUCGCUCUAACAGAAUAUAUUUCUUCGAUUGUUUUCGAUUGUUUACAUUUGUUUGCUUGUAAGCGUUGAUUAAUUUGACGCACCGGAUUUUGCGGCUUCAUCCUUCGACACCUUGUCGAGAUGCGACUCCAUGGCAGCUUGAGUUGCACUCAUGUACAUUGUACGUGCAUCCUUUUCCUCCUUGUUCUUGGAUUCGAUGGAUUCCCAAAUCGAACCCAAUACUUUGAUGGCUUCUGCGCGCUUCUGUUGGAUAUCGCUUGAUACGGAUUUAUCUUUACAAAGCUUCAUGACAACCUCUCGAAUUGUAGAAGUGAUAUCGAUAACGUUCAAAUUCCACAUCAUUUGAAUCAUCGAGGGGAGAGCGUCUUGCUCUGCUCCGGUUGCACCUCCUUGGGUCUUUUUUGCGGCAUUUUGUGCAUUCUUCGCCGCAUCAAAUUUCAUGUCAAAACCUUCCUUUUUAGCGGUGAGUCCUUCACCAAAAGUUCCAGUGAUUUGGGUAACAAUUAAGACGUACAACUUGCCGACAGUGUUCAAAAGUUCCUGCCCAUAUCUGACCUCAACGAGUCGUUCACCUUCCUUCUUCCAUUCAGCCUUGGCAGCUUCGGUAUUGCCUCCGCUGACAUACGCAUUUAUUCGUUUGCGCAGGGCCAAAGCCAAUCGUAACACACGUCGGCGUUCCAUUUCACGCAUUUCUUCUGCAGUACAUUUUGGUUGACCAUCGGCACCGGCGACCAGCUGUUGCGUCACGAGUUGCAACCGCCCCACGAUAUCGUUGAAGCAAUCAUUUCCAAACAAGAAGGUAAAAAUAAACGACGGAUCGAUGUUUUCAACAUUCGCAUCGGUUUUGUCCGCACUCAAUCCUUCUUCGCCAUCGCGAUCAUAAAUUCCACGAAGUUUCUCGUCUCCCAACACUUGGUAGGCUUCACCGAUUUCUUGGAAUUUUUUUUUGGCCUCGUCGGAAGGAUUCUUGUCGGGAUGCCAUUUCCUUGCUUGGAUGUAAUAGGCCUUUUUGAUUUUAGAUGCCGAGGCGUCGGUUGGCACUCCCAAAACAUCGUAGUACUUUGAAUCUUUGACCUUUUUACCAGAUGUCGCACUACUUUCUUCGGGUUUCUCGUCCCCCGACUCUUGGGACAACUUGAUGAGAUCAUCGUCGUCAUCAGGAAUACCGUUGAGUGUUUUUUCUUCUUCAACAAGAUCAUCAAUGACCCAUUUUCCCUGGACAUUAUCGAAUCGUUUGCCUUGCGCUCGAUUGGCGGCCGUAUCAGCAGCGGUUGCAGUAACAGCACAACAACAAAGAAAGGGUAGGCACAUGCAACCAAGAAGGCAGGUGAAGCAACCAAGAAGCAAUCCACAAGGAGUGACAACAACCUCUUCGGCAGUCAUCGCUGGUUGUGGCCCGUCGUUGGUAUUGGUAUUUGUAUUGUUAUUGCUAUUGUUGUCUGCCAUGGUUGUUUUCUACAAUAGACGAAUACACACAGAUAUGUUAUUGCAAAGUGAGAAUGUCCAGAAGUGGUAAUAUCGUUGUAUGUACUACCUGGUUUGUUGUGGGUUUUGACGAUGUACGCGUUGAACGGUAAGAAUACGGUACGAUUACUCGUGCCUGUACGGUACGAAUGAAUUAUGGUCGUACAGUACUGCUUCUUACUAGGGUACGGUAACUGCAAGUAGAUCAGAAGUACGAGCACUCAUGGUACAGAAUUACUGCAAUUGUUUCUUAAUUUUAAUUGGCACGGGUUGUAGUAGAAGUACUACAGGAAGGUCAUACUUGUACUUACUUUGAGAUUGAGAUAUUAUUGUAAGGUGUUCUACCGGCCGGUACGUAAAACUUCGUCCACUUACGAAAACAAUUUUCAAUUUUCAGUACUGUUGUACGUUUUAUUUGUACGUCAAAGUUCGAAAGAUCGAUGAUAAUAUUAUUGAACUUCGUCAACCUAUUUCAUGAGAUUGGGAGUACAUAAGCCUCAACUUUCUUUGUUUUCAAGGCUCGCUGGAUUUUUUGAGGUCAAAGUGGUCGAAUUAGGAUUUCUAUUUCUACUACUUGUUCUUAAAUUUUUUGGUUUGGCUUUGUGAAAUCAAUCACCGGAAUCAUCAACAUAAUUUUGAAAAUAGGUACUUCUACAAAGCAGGAAGAUAAUUGAAUUGGUGACAAACGCCAUCACAACUCUGGAAGUGAUGCUUAUCAGGAUUGCACUAAUAUUAGGUACCAUUUGUAUUGCAAGGCACAAUCAUUCCGUGGGUGCAUUCCCCCCGGUUUUUACAAGAAGUCAACGAGAACAUUCUUGUCGAAGUCGUUGGUGCCGCAAAGAAAGCUGGUUCAUGGCGUCACCUGUGCUUUUCAGGGAGCGCGCAUUGCCAUCAGCAAGUAACUGCUUGUAUCGUGGGCGAUUCCGGUUCGAGAUGAAGUUGUCCCCAGAAAACUUACAGGGCGGGUCGCAAACCGAAGAGAAAGACACCGGUAAACCAUCACACCAUAAAGUCCACUCUGUCACAGUCUGCGUUGUCCCACCUCCCGAAAAUCUUCGAGUAUGGGAAGUGCUGUCUGAAAUGAGAAUGAAACUAAAAGACCCUGGGUUUUACAGGUGGCCACCGCACGUGAACCUUAUGUAUCCCUUCCUAAAGCUAGAGCAUCCAAGCAAAAGUGACAAUAGCGAAGACGGCGAUGGGCAGAGCUUUCCUCAAUCACACGACGAUUAUAUCGUAUCGAACAUUGUGAAGCGAUUGGAAUCGUCGACUCGAAAAGUAGCACCGUUUAUAGUGCGGUUGAACGAACUUGGAACGUUUGGGGGCAAAAGGAGAGGAGUUUUGUGGUUGCACCCGGACAGCGGCGACACAGUGUUGCUAAACAAAUUCGACGGUAGUAAUGAAACACACAGGCAGCCCAGUCCGCUCAUAGAACUGCAACAAUCAUUAGAGGAGGCAUUUCCGAUGUGCAAGGACCAGUCGCAGAAGGGAGGCUUUACGCCCCACAUGACUCUAUCGCACUUUCCUAGUCUAGAAGAGGCAUUGCAGGCGAAAGAAAGUAUGGAAUCGUCAUCCAACCCAAUAAGUAGCAGCAGUGGUUUGGAAUUUGUCUUGGAUCGAAUUUAUCUGCUUGAGCGAAAGGGUGACAGUGGUCAGUUUCUUCGAGUAGCAGAAAUUGCGCUAGGAGACAGGUGUGAUGCUUCGAAUUCGCCAUCUAGUACAGCCAACGAGAAGAACAUAGACUCUUCGACACAAGGAACAGCAUUGACAGAAACCAAGAUAUUCGAUCCGCCCCAAGCCUUCCCAGACAUGCCUAGCCACGAAGAAGAGUGGGUAUACCAAGAACGAAUGGCGAUGAAAUCACGGCGGAGGAACAGCAGAAAAUUGGGAGGUGGCAGGGGGAGACAACGCACACCAGGAGUUCCAAGGAUUCCUGACACGCCCGAGGUUAUCGCCCAGAAAAGAGCAGAGCGCAAGGCCAAGAGGGAACGCUUGCUACGGGAACAAAACGAAAACGAGCUCUGAUCUGCCACUGCGCCAAGGGAUUCAUAUCACAGAAUCGUCGGUGUUGAGCAUAUGGAAUGCUGGUAUGAAAACAAAACCUAGCUGUACGGUUGAGGGCCCUGAAUGAUUUUUUCAAAAUACAUGUGUUCGAGAACAAAAUACUAGUCAAAGGCCUCUCGCAAGAUUGUUCGUUCAAUGUCUCGGUUUGCGUGCGUUCGUUACUGCUAAGGAUGUCAUGCUCCUAUAUCCCCCGCCAGACAAAGAGAUCUCCAUCGCUGGAUGCACCCAGCAGAGCGGUCGCGUUUGAGUUCACGGCAAUACACGAGAGUUCUGUUU
Molecule: messenger RNA, 4073 nt
Organism: Pseudo-nitzschia multistriata
Lineage: Eukaryota; Bacillariophyta; Bacillariophyceae; Bacillariales; Bacillariaceae
Source: the annotation of a GenBank genome assembly